Molecule: messenger RNA, 3755 nt
Organism: Rubroshorea leprosula
Lineage: Eukaryota; Viridiplantae; Streptophyta; Magnoliopsida; Malvales; Dipterocarpaceae
Source: the annotation of a GenBank genome assembly
CAGAAUGCAACCAUUCAAAACUUGUUGAAAUAUGGCAUAGGCUUGGGCUUAUUCCCAGGAGUCAAAUCUGUAGAGGAAGCACGAGCUCAAGUGCUAAAUUUGGUGACUAAACUCAAAGACUCUUCUUUGUUGCUGGAUAGUGGUAGCAGUUUGAACUUCGAUAUGCACGAUCUUGUUCGAGAUUUUGCCACAUCGACUGUCUCUAAGGAGUAUGGCGUGUUGGCUUUAACAGAAGACGCACCAAUCAACUGGUCACACAUGGAGGCGAUGGAGAGCAUCAAAUGGAUUUAUUUAUCAAAUGGGAACACCAGUCAGCUUCCAGAUGAGUUGAAAUGUCCGAAACUUACUUUCUUUCAUUUGUCUGAAAAGACUCCUUCUCUAGCAAGUCCACCAAACUUGUUUAGGGAUAAGGAAGGACUCAAAGUCUUGAGUUUGUCGAAAAUGAAUUUUUUGUCAAUCCCUUCCUUAAUUUCCCCCCCAAAAAACCUUCGUACUUUGUGUCUGGAUCAAGUUGAGUUAGGAGCCGCAAACAUAGGCACAAUGAUGGGAGCGCUGGAGAAUUUGCAAGUCCUCAGCCUUGCAGGAUCUGAUAUCAAAGAGUUGCCAAAGCAAAUAGGGCAGCUAACCAAGCUGAAGUUGUUAGAUUUGAGUGAUUGUAACGAACUCAAAGUAAUUCCACCAGGUGUCUUGUCAAAUUUGUCAGGAUUAGAAGAACUAUAUAUGAGAAACAGCUUUGUUCAAUGGGCGGAGGGCAUUGAGGAGCAUGAAAAUCAAAAUGCUAGCCUAGCAGAGUUGCAGACUUUAAUGUCGUUGACUUCUAUAGAGCUACAUGUUCUUUGCAAGAUUUGGAAGAUUCCGGAGGGCUUGUUCUCUGAAAAUUUGGCAAGAUUCAAAGUUUUCUUGGGAGAUAGGUGGAACAACUGGAAUAGUUCUUGGGGAGUUUCAAAAUUAUUGAAGCUAAAGCCAGAUGCAAGAAGUAGUUCUCACCACUCAGUUAGGAAGUUGCUAAAGAAGACAAAUGAACUACAUCUAGAAGGACUGAUUGGUAUUAAAAAUGUAGUCAAUGAAUUAGAUAACGACGGUUUCCAAGAAUUGAAGUAUCUCUUUGUCCAAGAUGCUUUGGAGAUUCAACAUAUCAUCCCAGUGAAGCCUGCAUUUCCUGUAUUGGAGGUAUUAGUUCUUCGCAAUUUGGAAAAUAUGGAGAAGAUAUGUCAUGGUCCGCUAGAAGCAGCUUCUUUUAGAAAAUUGAGGUUGAUAACUAUUGAAUGUUGUAACAAGUUGAAGAAUUUGUUCUCCGCCUCUAUAGCCAGACAGCUUCAGCAACUACAAGAAAUUAGAGUGAAACACUGCACUGACAUGGAAGAGAUUAUUGAUGACAAAGAGCAAGAGAGUGGGAAUAGUGCUGAAGAACGUGAAGGACAUAUUGUGGAAUUAAUUACUCUGCGAUCCUUGAAGUUACAACGUCUACCAAAGCUGAUUAGCUUCAACAGUAGUUGCAGGAACAUGACUUUUUUCAAUGAAAAGGUUGUGCUUACAAACUUAGAAGAAUUGCAGUUGUUCUCAAUUAUGGUUGAUAAUACCUUAUGGCACAAUUCAAUGACCUCUUAUAUCGAGAAACUGACAAAGUUGAUCAUUCAUGGCUGUACAAAUUACGUGUGCACCAUGCCAUCACUCUUCAUGGAAAAGGUUGUGUCUGCAUCAAACCUAGAGGAGUUGCAAUUGUGCUCGAUUGAGCGUACUACCACCAUAUGGGAGAUUUCGAUGAUAUCUUGUUUUGAGAAACUGAAGAAAUUGAUUAUUGAUGACUGUAAAAAUCUGGAAUACCUAUUCUCAUCUUCGGUUGAAUCGGAUUCAGAAGGGAUGAUCCAACUCCUCCUUCCAAAAUUAAAGAGGUUAGAAUUGGGAGAUUUGCCCCAGUUGAAGAGCAUCUGUAGGGAGAGGGCAGCAAUGGUAUGUGAUUCUCUUGAACGGAUUAUAAUUUGGAAUUGCCAUAGCCUAAGAAGGUUCCCUCUUUAUUUUCCCCAACUUGAAAAUGGACAACCAUCUCCUCCUCCUUCCCUCAAACAAAUCGUAGUAUGGCCACAACAUUACUGGAAAUCUUUAGAGUGGGACCAUCCUUAUGCAGGGCAUGUACUUCUACAAUUCUGUGGAAGAUAUGAUUCGUUUCCUUUCAAAUUAGUAGAAGGGCGUAUUAAAAGGUUAGAGUUGACUGAUAUUGAUGUAGAGAAUACUUGGGUGCCACCAUCCGUACAAGAAUUAGUUCUUAAUGGAUGCAACUACUUAAGAAGCUUAAAUGAUAUCUCUUCCACUAAAGAUGCAGAAGGAUUGAAGUGCUGUAGGAUUCGAGACUGCAAUGGCGUGAAGUGUGUUCUUUCCUCGUCCAUAAAUCUACUGGCCCAAAAGCUUGAGGCUCUGGAUCUUUUUAGUUUGGAAAACUUGGAAGCCCUUUUUGAAGCAGAGGCAAUUACCAAGUCACCACUACCACUUGACACUUUUUCAUCUCUUAAAACAAUAAGUGUUUGGCAAUGUCAUAAAAUAAAGACGUUGUUCCCCUUUUGGAUGAAUCUCCAGAGUCUAGAAGAAAUUGAGAUUGGAUAUUGCAAUCAGAUGGAAGAAAUAAUAGUAUGGGAUGCAGAAGAAGCAGAGGCAAUUACCAAGUCACCACUACCACCUGACACUUUUUCAUCUCUUAAAACAGUAAGUGUUGGAAACUGUCAUAAAAUAAAGAAGUUGUUCCCCUUUUGGAUGAAUCUCCAAAGUCUAGAAGAAAUUCGCAUUGAAUAUUGCGAUCAGAUGGAAGAAAUAAUAGUAUGGGAUGUAGAAGAAGCAGAGGCAAUUACCAAGUCACCACUACCACCUGACACUUUUUCAUCUCUGAAAACAAUAAGUGUUUGUCACUGUCAUAAAAUAAAGACGUUGUUCCCCUUUUGGAUGAAUCUCCAGAGUCUAGAAGAAAUUCACAUUGGAUAUUGCAAUCAGAUGGAAGAAAUAAUAGUAUGGGAUGCAGAAGAAGCAGGAGGAGAAAAAGAAGGGGUCAUCCAACUCAUUCUUCCAAAAUUGAAAAUUUUGAAAUUGAAAGAAUUGCCCGCAUUGAAGAGCAUCUGUAGCAGGAGGGCAGUAAUGGUAUGUGAUUCUCUGAAAGAGAUUUGGAUCUGGAAUUGCCAGGGCCUAAGGAGGAUCCCUCUGUAUCUUUCCUUGCUUGAUAACGGACAACCAUCUCCUCCUCCUUCCCUCGAACGAAUCAAAAUUCACUCCGUUGUGGAGCCUUUGUCUUUAAUCAACGAAGAAGAUGAAGAAGAAAUCACCUAUUGUCACUCUGCAACAGUCAUCUUCACCAUGGCUCCUCUAAUCGAUGUGGAAAAGGAAGCUGAGAUAUCCGCCUCUAUCUCUUCAUGGGCAUCAAGGAAUUUGGACACUUCUCAAAAGAAGGGCUCCGCAAUUCUCAAUUUGUAGUGCAUUGUGAGUUGUAUCAUUUUCUGUAACUGUUUGGCGCCCAUGAUGUAGUUGUAUCAAAACGAAACAUGGCUGAUUCAGGAGCUCUUGGACGAGGUGUUGUUUACUGGCUAAAGGUGACAUCUUGUAAGAUGAAGUAUGCCUUGAUACAAUUGAGCAAAGUCUGCUAAAGGGACCUGCUGCCAAUAUAGUUCCUGUCUUGUUAGGAGAGAGACUGCCAACAUUGUGAAAGAAGGAUGUAAUGUUCUCCCCUUUUAAUUCCCACCUUGAUCUCUCUCAGGUGUGCAAUUGUUUACUUCCUG